GACUCUUUUUCCUGGGGCGAAUCGCUCCUGUGCUGUGCCGAUAGUGAAUUAUUCCCUUUCCGGGCGGAUCAUUGUUCCGGAUAUACUACAUCCAGCGCGCUGGAAUGCAGAGUAAGAUGCAAACGUUCAGCGGUCUCGCCUUCGGGAACGUGUUCAAGAAAAAGGCAAACAAGAUGACCGGACCUCCGGUGGGCAACGCACCGCCUCCACCUACACUCAUAAACAAAAUUAAGUACCAACCCGGCGGACCUGUAAUCAAAAAGGAUAAACGGCAGAGCAGCUCGAGGUUCAAUAUAUCGAAAAAUCGGGAAUUGCAGAAAUUGCCGUUGUUGUCCGAAACGCAACAGGGAAACGAACGGGAGGAACUUUUUAUACAGAAGCUACGGCAAUGCUGCGUCCUCUUCGACUUCGAGUCCGAUCCCCUGUCGGAUUUGAAAUGGAAGGAGGUGAAGCGCACUGCCCUCCACGAGAUGGUCGAGUACGUGACCAAAAACAAAAACGUUAUCACCGAGGCGAUAUAUCCCGAGGCGGUGAACAUGUUUGCCGUGAACCUGUUCCGGACGCUACCUCCGUCGUCAAAUCCUAACGGCGCAGAAUUUGAUCCCGAGGAGGAUGAACCGACGUUGGAGGCGGCCUGGCCGCACUUGCAGCUUGUCUACGAAUUUUUUUUGCGAUUGUUAGAAUCGCAGGACUUCCAACCGUCUAUAGCGAGGCGCUACAUAGAUCAAAAAUUCGUACUGCAGCUCUUAGAGUUGUUCGAUUCCGAGGAUCCGAGAGAGAGGGACUUCCUUAAAACGACCCUCCAUAGGAUUUAUGGAAAAUUCCUGGGUCUCAGGGCGUAUAUUAGAAAACAGAUAAAUAAUGUUUUCUAUCGAUUUAUAUAUGAGACGGAGCAUCACAAUGGCAUCGCAGAAUUGCUUGAAAUCUUAGGAAGUAUUAUAAACGGUUUUGCUCUGCCGUUGAAAGAAGAGCACAAAGUGUUUUUGUUAAAAGUCCUACUACCCCUGCAUAAGGCUAAGUCAUUAUCCGUGUACCAUCCGCAACUGGCGUACUGCGUCGUCCAAUUUUUGGAAAAGGAUCCGUCGUUAACGGAACCCGUGAUUAGAAACCUGCUGAAGUUCUGGCCAAAAACACAUUCCCCGAAAGAAGUUAUGUUCUUGAACGAGCUUGAAGAGAUCUUAGACGUCAUCGAGCCGGCUGAAUUUCAAAAGGUCAUGGAUCCGUUGUUUAGGCAACUGGCCAAAUGCGUAUCAUCACCGCAUUUCCAGGUGGCAGAAAGGGCUCUCUAUUAUUGGAAUAACGAAUACAUAAUGUCUUUGAUAUCGGACAAUUACUCCGUCAUUUUACCAAUAAUGUAUCCAGCUUUUUAUAGAAACUCUCGCAAUCACUGGAACAAGACGAUUCACGGUUUAAUUUACAACGCCCUGAAACUUUUUAUGGAGAUGAAUCAAAAAGUAUUUGAUGAGUGUACAACACAAUACUAUCAGGAACGUCAAAGAGAGCGAAAACUCAUUAAAGAUCGAGAUGAAGCAUGGAUGCGCGUAGAAGCGCUCGCUAUGAGACAUCCAAAUUAUAAUAUCGCAAAUAACACAACGAAUAAUAUAUUAUAUAUGUCACCACAGCAUAUAGAUAAUUCGCCUCCCGAUGAAGACGGUGAUACAGAUCAAACUCCGCUUACUCUGGAGAAAAUUGAAGCUAAAGCUAAUGAGGCGAAGAAAAUGACAAUUGUAAACAAAGUAAAGCCGCUUUUGCGAAGGAAGAGCGAUUUACCACAGGACUCGUAUACAAUGCGGGCAUUGUCCGACCAUAAACGCGCCGAUGAAUACCUUGUCACGCCACCAGAUCCGAAUAAUUGCUAGUCUCUACCACAACCCCUUCCCAUGUAUCCUCUGUUUUGCUGUAGUAACAUCGGAAGUUAGCUUUUUUUCUAGGGAAAAGAAAAACGGCGAUAAGAACGCGAAUAUUGAUUUGGCAAACGAAAAUCACAUUAUGCAAAACCGUAUUAUUAUUUCAGCAUGUAUCACAUUGUAUUUGUUUUUACUUUAAUAGAGAACCAGAAAAACCCUACUCUUUCCCGCCGCGCAUCGUGAUGCGACUCAAAGAGACAGUGUAUAGGUACUCGUAGAAGCUUACACAGAAGAGACUUUUCAUUCUUCGUAGAAAUGCGUUGUAUUUAUUUCUUCGUUACGAGAAAGAGAAAAUUACAGCUGUGAGUGGAAACUGUAAUCACAUUGUUAUAUAUAAGAUAUGCAUACGGUAAGCGAAAAGGGCUCUAAAUACAUUACUCGUAGAAUCUCCAUCACAAACUGGAGGCACUUUGGGAUGCUACUUUCUUGCUGCAUCUCAACAAUAUAAAAUAAUACACGAAUAAGGUACGUAAAACGAAAUGAUUACUGCGGUUGUAACGGAUUUGGUAUAUUCUACAAAAAGAUUUUAUAUACUGAUGAGAGAGAGGGAGAGAGAGAGAGAGAUAUUAUAUUAUGUAUGCGGGAAUGUGAUCGCGAAGAUAUAAAUGUAUGCUCGAUGUUGUAACCCAUAUUAUGCGCGCUAUGCGAGCUUGUUGUGUUAACAAUCUUGCGAAUGACGUUUCCAUUUAUGUGCAAAUGAUAUAUACAUAUAUAAAUAUACGUACUUGCUUUAACACUACAGGCUCGUUGUAGUUAAAGAAGAAGGAAACGAAUAAAUGAGAUGUCGAGGGUAAAAGGAUAUACGCCGUCGCGCGUUAUCUUAGGAGGAUGUAUAUGAUAGUGCUAUUUUAAAAAAAAAAAAUAAUAGAUUGCUACGAGAAAAUCUGGAUACUUCUGAGUGUACUACUUUUAUAUCUGUUGUGCCUAGAUGCCUGUGGAAUGCAUUCACGAAAAAAGCAUGCCUCCUCGCACGGGGCCUAUAUAUUGCAAACAGCAAGAAUAAGCAGCGAGUUUACAUGUCGCUUUGCCAAAUAUAAUCGAUAUUACAGGAUUUCAGUAAUGCUUGCAUAACAUGUUGCGUUGUUAACUCAUUGACCUUGGGAUUCAUUGAGAAAAGAUUAUACUGUUGCGGCCACAAGAGAUAGGGAGGAAGAAGAAUGAAAGAAGAGAGGAGGAAAUAUUAAGAUACAUUUAGCCCUUGCGCUGCUGGCAAGUUGUUACGUUAAUAAUUGUCGAGGAUACCUUGUUGAAUAUAGAUAUACGAUAAGCACUUAUAUUAAAUAUUAGAAAUUAAAGCUACGAAGAGAGAUAGAUUUAAAAAUAUUAUUUACUUAUUAAUUAUUCCUAUCACAAGAAGGAAUGGCCAUUUCAACUAAUUGAUCAUUAAUUAAAGAUAUAAAAAUAUCAUUAUAUAAUUAUUAGUUGUAUUAUUUUUAGUAAUGAGAGACGAAUAUAACGACACGAAAGUAGGGUAAUAGUAAUAAUGUAGUAGCUGGCAUGCCUUGUGAAUCUGUUUAAUCAGCGUUUUUCAAAUUAGAUCGAUAAUAAAUAAAUCGCGCAUUUCUUAGAAAAGAAAUUUCACGUCAGAGAGAAAUAAAGGGGGGAAAAAUUCCUAUUGUAGAGCAACUCGAAGAAACAUCGAAGACAUAAGAAAUCUCCGCGAAUGUGAAUGUAUGCGCCUGCAAAAGCUUAAAUCGAGCUAUAGAAAGCUGAUAAAAAAAGAAUAAUCGUAAUAAUGCUGAUAAUGAUAAUAAUAACAAUGCCGUUGUUAAAAUGAUAUAGAGCUGCCGGGUCACUUCACACACGUAAUAAAGACACAUUAAAUUUG
Nylanderia fulva is the source of this 3735-nucleotide messenger RNA. RefSeq names its product serine/threonine-protein phosphatase 2A 56 kDa regulatory subunit gamma isoform. The record is from RefSeq and is a predicted model, not a curated record. Gene Ontology annotation, molecular function: protein phosphatase activator activity. Gene Ontology annotation, biological process: protein dephosphorylation; signal transduction. NCBI's taxonomy places the organism in Eukaryota, Metazoa, Arthropoda, Insecta, Hymenoptera, Formicidae. Gene Ontology annotation, cellular component: nucleus; protein phosphatase type 2A complex; cytosol.